GGAGGAGAAAAGUUAUGAAGUUUUUUAGUGGCUUUUUGCUUCUUCAUUGGAUUAUUCGAUGUGAAUUUCGUUAGGUUAAAUUCACUUUUACUUUAAAGUAUCUGCGAACAGAUACGUAUUUAUUUUUAUAUUUUCUCUCUUUUUCAACUCUCCAAGUCAAUAAUUAAUGUAUCUAUAUAUUUAUUUACCUAAUUAUUCAAGCGUGAAGAAAGAAAAAGAGAAAAAAAAAACGGAGUCUCAGGGCUGUUCAGAAUGGUGAACCAUAAUCUGUUGAGAUGAUCAGCGAAUCUUAAAGAUUGAAGGUUGGUGUGUCCACAUUGAGUUAUCAUGGCUGAUAUCAGAGCAUACGAGUGCUCCAGUUGUAUGAUAAUCUUUGCUGAAGAGGAUGAGUUCAUUCUGCACCAAAAGAGCUUUCACAACUUAACUGAUGAUUUGAUCAAGGCCUGGUUACCUAACCAUGUUCUGAAGAAGAAUGGUACCACAAAAGGGAUCUCCAUACAAGUAUAUGAUGCCAGUCGGCCAUAUGCUUGCGACAUUUGCAAUAAAGCUUUUGUGCAAUCUUCACAUUUGUCAAACCACAUGAAAACCCAUUCUGGGGAAAAACCAUAUGUGUGUAAGAUCUGCAAGAAAGCGUUUUCUCGUUCUUCCAAUCUGUCUCGGCACCAUAAAAUCCAUACUGCCGAACGUCCUUAUGUCUGUGAGAUUUGCUACAAAGCUUUUUCCCAGUCGUCUCAUCUAACACGGCAUCUACGCAUCCAUUCGAAAGAUCGGCCUUAUUCAUGUGAAUAUUGUCACAAGACGUUCUCUCAGACCUCCAACUUGUCCAUUCAUCUCCGCAUCCAUUCUGGAACGGAACCAUUCAAAUGUGAUAUGUGUGCCAAGUCGUUCUCGCGCUCUUCGAAUUUGUCCCGCCACAUGAAGAUUCAUACACAGGAGAAAUCCCAUGUCUGCCAGGUUUGCAACAAAGCAUUCUUGCAGUCGUCACAUCUAACCCGCCACUUGCGGAUCCAUUUUGAGGUGAAACCAUUUUUCUGUCCCACCUGUGGCAAAGCAUUCUUCCGAGCCGAACACCUUUCUCUCCACUCUCGCUUACACACAGGUGAGGAGCCAUUCAAAUGUGACAUUUGCAAAAAGGGCUUCUCACGUUCUUCAAGUCUUUCUCGUCAUAUCAAAAUUCACACAGCAGAAAGACCGUUUGUCUGUAAUAUAUGUGACCGCGCCUUCUUGCAGUCUUCUCACCUGGCGCGGCACAUGCGGACACACUACGAGGAGAAACCUUACGUGUGCCACGUGUGUGAGAAAGCAUUUUCCCAGUCUUCCAAUCUGUCGAUUCAUUUACGUAGUCAUUCUGGUGAGAAACCAUUCACCUGCGAAAUCUGUGACAAAUCAUUUUCACGCUCUUCCAACUUGUCUAGACACAUCAAAGUCCAUUCUGAAGAAAAACCAUUUACCUGUACCAUUUGCCAGAAGUCUUUCUCACAAUCUUCACAUCUUACCAGACAUCAAAAGAUACAUAAUCAGCAUCUGGCGGAGCCAAAGAUCAAAGCGCCUUCACCAAACUAUCCUUGUGGCAAGUGUAAUGAAAAUGUCUUGAAAUCUCCCCGUACCAACAUGUUUUUCAGCAACAACAACAACAACAGCAACCAAAUUCUGUAUUCUUCAGAAGAAAUACCUGAAAGAAAACCUUAUUUGUGUGGUUUCUGCAACCAAAGUUUCUUGGAAGCUUCAGCAAUGGCGCUUCACAUGAAGACUCAUUCAAGCGAGAAACUCUUCAGGUGUGAACUUUGCAACAAAGCUUUCACAGAUUCCUCUCAUUUAUCGCGUCACAUGAAAACUCACUCUGGAGAGAAACCAUUCCGUUGUUUGGUCUGCGACAAAUCUUUUUCCCAGUCAUCCAACUUGUCGAUCCAUUUAAGGACCCAUUCGGGUGAGAAACCAUAUCAGUGUGAAAUUUGUAACAAAGCUUUCUCUCGUUCCUCCAAUCUCUCAAGACAUUUAUUGAUCCAUGAACAAAAGCGACCUUAUGUCUGCGAUAUUUGCAACCGUGCCUUCUCCCAGUCUUCCCACCUCUACAGACACCUUAAAAUCCACAAUUCAUCAUCUUAAUCUUACCCCUGUGUGUGCCUAAACCCCCUAAACUUCUUUUUUCAUUUCCUCAUCUUAUAUUUUCUUCAUCUUCCCCCAUUCAGCCAUGUUAGUAUAACUUAGUAUUUAUUAUCAUCAUUAUUAUCAUUAUUAUUAUUUUUACUUUUAGUGUGCUAGGUGGCAGAAACAGUUAGACACGAGAUGAAAUACCUUGUGGUAUUUACUUACCUUCCUUCACAUUCUCAUUUCAAAUUCUUCUAGGGUAGACAUUGUCUUUCAUCCUUGCUGGGUCAACAAAAUAGAGAACCAAUCAAAAACAAAGGCUAAAAUUAUUGAUUCUUCUCUCCCCACUUGACCCACUUUGUCCCUAUGCAAGAAAUUAUCAUAAUUAUUAUUAUGGUUUAGGGUAGCGAGCUGGCAGAAUUGUUAGCACACCGGGCAAAAUGCUUUGCAGUAUUUCAUCUGCCAUCAUGUUCUGAGUUCAAAUUCCACAGAGGUCGAC
This is a messenger RNA of Octopus sinensis (East Asian common octopus), 2587 nucleotides long. Its product is annotated as zinc finger protein 271-like. The record is from RefSeq and is a predicted model, not a curated record. Bases 328 to 2106 code for a protein of 592 amino acids. Gene Ontology annotation, biological process: regulation of transcription by RNA polymerase II. Lineage: Eukaryota; Metazoa; Mollusca; Cephalopoda; Octopoda; Octopodidae. Gene Ontology annotation, molecular function: RNA polymerase II cis-regulatory region sequence-specific DNA binding; DNA-binding transcription factor activity. The transcript has 2 exons.